AUGGGUUUCAGCCACAUCGCUGAGCGUGACGCCGGGGGCUUCUCGCCCAUGUGCUACGCGGCCGUGCGUGGGGAUCCCCUGCUGCUCCAAUCUCUGCUGAAGCAGCGAGCAGAUCCGAACGACAGGAUCUGGAAGACUUGCCCCAAGUUGGGCAUCAGCCGGAACACUUCCCUGUUGGCCGUCUGUGCCUUCAACGGCCACAACGAGUGCCUCAGGCUUCUGAUCGCACAGCGGGCCGGUGUCGAUGCCAAGGAUGUGAUCAAGUCGGGCCCCCUGCAUGCAGCCUGUGGAGCCAACAAUGCAGAAGCUGUGCGCAUGCUGUGUGCCGUGGGCGCAGAUCAAAGUCUGAAGACUGCGAGAUCCUGUCUGAGCCUCACACCCUUUGCCACGGCCUGCACCUUUGGCUGCGUGCAGACUAUGAAGGUCCUUCUGAUGCAGGCGCCGCAGCCACUGAAGCUGAUGCUGUACCUCAUGAUGGCGUUUCAGAAUGCCAGCGUGGAGUCGGCGGCCACCUUGCUGCAGGCUCGGGCCGACAUCAACGAGCGAUUUUGUCCGACGACGGGCUCGACCUUGUGGAUGGUGAAUGCGGCUAUGCGCGUGAAGCACCGCUGGCGGCCUACAACCUUCACCUCGGUAGCCGUGAACAGCUGGGGUGCUACGCCCCUGAUGGUCAGCAUCGUGGCGGGCCUCUUCGAUGUUGCAGCUUUCCUGAUCGUGGCCCGGGCCGAGUUGGAGAUCCGGAACACCCGUGGUAAGACGGCCGUGAUGCUAGCUGAAGAGAUGCAGGCACCGGACUUCCUUGUAGCGGCCUUAUCAGGUGCCGGCCGAGCUGACUACCUAGCCCAUGAGAUUGCGGGUGGACUGACAGGAAGCGCCACCCUCAACAUGCUGCCGUUUGGGUCCCUGGUGACGCUUGAGCUGUAA
Molecule: messenger RNA, 924 nt
Organism: Symbiodinium sp. CCMP2456
Lineage: Eukaryota; Dinophyceae; Suessiales; Symbiodiniaceae
Source: the annotation of a GenBank genome assembly